Messenger RNA from Corythoichthys intestinalis (scribbled pipefish), 4712 nucleotides. It is a transcript of the gene hdlbpa, whose product is annotated as high density lipoprotein binding protein a. Lineage: Eukaryota; Metazoa; Chordata; Actinopteri; Syngnathiformes; Syngnathidae. Gene Ontology annotation, cellular component: cytoplasm; nucleus. The record is from RefSeq and is a predicted model, not a curated record. Bases 284 to 4108 code for a protein of 1274 amino acids. Gene Ontology annotation, molecular function: mRNA binding. The transcript has 28 exons.
UCAUAAUGAAGCCCAUUUUAGAUCACUAAGAUUUCUAGGAUGGUGACACGAAAUGUUAUUUUAAAGAAUUUGAAUUUUUGGUUUAUUGUCUUCAAUGUAUUACGUGUAUACCUGAUAGCUAACAAGCGAGCUAGCCGUGUCUUUUCGAAGCUGUCAAUCAGUCCAGAGAGGGCAAAAGCUGGCAGGCUGACGGGAAUUUGCAUCUUUACAGGACGGAUUAUCUGGUAACUGACCAUUUAGCUGUGGCACACUCGGACUCUGUGUUAAGUGUGGGAUUUCAACCAUGAGCUCAGUCGCUGUACUUACGCAGGAACUCUUCAACGAGCACCGCAUCGGACUCUUGCCGGAGCAAAGCGGUGCUGCUGCUGCUGUGGCAGCACCUGGUGCCACUGGUGGAGAAGAGGAAGACGCCCUCCCUACCUACAAGGAUGCCUUCCCUCCACUGCCUGAGAAGGCAGCCACACCCGACGGCACCCAGGAGACUGCCAGCGCCUGGGCCAAUAAAAUGCGGUCUCUGAAGUCUUCCGUCAUCACCCAGGUAUUCCAUGUUCCUCUGGAGGAGCGCAAGUACAAGGACAUCAACCAGUUUGGGGAUGGAGACCAAGGGAAGGUCUGUGUGGACAUCAUGCACAAGACUGGAGCCCACCUGGAACUCUCCUUGGCUAAAGAUCAGGGUCUCUCGAUUAUGGUGUCCGGAAAGCUGGACGCUGUGAUGAAGGCUCGCAAGGAGAUUGUGUCUCGACUGCAGACUCAGGCUUCAGCUACUGUGGGAAUCCCCAAGGAACACCACCGCUUUGUUAUCGGCAAGAAUGGGGAGAAGCUGCAGGAGCUAGAGCUGAAGACCGCCACCAAAAUCCAGAUCCCAAGACCCGACGACCCCAGUAACCAGAUCAAAAUCUCUGGCACCAAAGAGGGCUUGGAGAAGGCCAAGCACGAGAUCCUGCUAAUCUCAGCCGAGCAGGACAAGCGAGCUGUGGAGAGGGUGAACAUCGACAAGGUGUACCACCCAUUUAUCACGGGCGCCUACAACAAGCUUGUCAGUGAGAUGAUGCAGGAGACUGGCGCUCGCAUCAAUGUGCCGCCUCCCAGCGUGAACAAGACGGAAAUCGUGAUUACUGGGGAAAAGGAGCAGGUGGCCCUUGCUGUGGCUAUGAUCAAGAAGAUUUACGAAGAAAAGAAGAAGAACGCCACCACCAUUGCGGUGGAGGUGAAGAAAUCCCAGCACAAGUAUGUGAUCGGCCCCAAGGGAAACACCCUGCAGGAGAUCCUGGACAGAACCGGCGUCUCGGUUGAGAUCCCACCUUCUGACAGCAGCUCGGAAACAGUCAUCCUUCGCGGGGAGCCCGACCGCCUUGGUCAGGCUCUCACCGAAGUUUAUGCCAAGGCAAACAGCUACACUGUUUCCUCGGUAACAGCUCCCUCUUGGCUCCAUCGAUUCAUAAUUGGGAAGAAGGGGCAGAACUUGGCAAAGAUUACCCAACAAAUGCCUAAGGUGCACAUUGAGUUCACCGAGGGAGAAGAUAAGAUAACCCUGGAGGGUCCCACCAAAGAUGUGCAGAUGGUGCACACCCAGAUUGAAGCCAUUGUUGCGGACCUUAUAAGUCGCAUGGACUACACUGAGAUCAGCGUGGAUCCCAAAUUCCACAGACAUCUGAUUGGGAAAGCUGGCGCUAACAUCAACCGCAUCAAGGAGCUUCACAAGGUGACUGUCCGUAUCCCCCCUGAUCACGAGAAGAGUACCCUGAUCCGCAUCGAAGGGGACCCCCAGGGAGUGCAAGAGGCCAAGAAGGAGCUGUUGGAGCUUGCGUCACGCAUGGAGAACGAGCGUACAAAGGAUCUGAUCAUCGAACAGCGUUUUCAUAGAGCCAUUAUUGGCCAAAAGGGGGAGAAGAUUAAAGAAGUGCGCGACAAAUUCCCAGAGGUCAUCAUCAAUUUCCCAGACCCCGCGCAAAAAAGUGACAUUGUUCAACUAAGGGGCCCGCGAACUGAGGUGGAAAAGUGCUCCAAGUUCAUGCAGAAGAUUGUAGCUGAAAUGCUGGAGAACAGCUAUUCCGUCUCUGUCCCAAUCUUCAAGCAGUUCCACAGGAACAUAAUCGGGAAAGGUGGAUCAAACAUCAAGAAGAUUCGAGAGGAAACCAACACCAAAAUUGACCUUCCUGCUGAGAAUAGCAACUCUGAGAUGAUAGUCAUCACGGGCAAGAAGGCAAACUGUGAAGCUGCAAGAGUGCGCAUUUUGGCCAUUCAAAAAGAAUUGGCAAAUAUCACUGAGCUGGAGUUGUCCAUUCCCUCCAAACUGCACAACUCUUUGAUUGGCUCCAAGGGCCGCUUUGUGCGUUCCAUCAUGGAGGAGUGUGGUGGCGUGCACAUCCACUUCCCCAGUGAAGGCUCGGGUAUCGACAAGGUCACCAUUCGGGGCCCCGUGGAGGAGGUGGAGAAAGCCAAGCAACAACUUUUGGCCCUAGCUGAGGAAAAGCAAACAAAGAGCCAUUCAGUCGAACUGCGCGCCAAGCCUGAGUACCACAAGUUCCUAAUUGGCAAAGGCGGCAGCAACAUCCGUAAGGUGCGUGACAGCACUGGUGCCAGGAUCAUCUUCCCCACCGCCGAGGAUAAAGACCAGGAGCUCAUCACGGUCAUCGGCACUGAGGAGGCCGUUCGCGAUGCUCAGAAGGAACUGGAGGAACUCAUCAAGAGCUUGGACAAUGUCAUCGAGGACACCAUGAGCGUGGACCCCAAGCAUCACCGCUACUUUGUCUCUCGUCGCGGCCAAGUCUUGCGCGACCUCGCCGACGAGUACGGCGGCGUGAUGGUGAGCUUCCCCCGCACAGGCACGCAGAGCGACAAAGUCACCCUUAAGGGAGCCAAAGAGUGUGUGGAGGCGGCCAAAAAGCGCAUGCAUGAAAUUGUUGAUGACCUGGAUGCGCAAGUGACCAUCGAAUGCACCAUUGCUCAGAAGUUCCAUCGUUCCAUCAUGGGCCCCAAAGGCUCCCGAAUCCAGCAGAUCACCAGAGAUCACAAUGUGCACAUUAAAUUCCCUGAUCGUGAGGACCCUCAAGCUGUGGAGGCCAUUCAGGAGAAUGGUGAAGCCAACGGUGAAUUAAAGGAGCCUGUCGAUCCAAACGCUCCCAAGAAAUGUGACGUGAUUGUGAUCUCUGGCCGUAAGGAGCGUUGCGAGGCUGCUGCAGAAGCACUGAAGGCUUUGGUUCCAGUCACCAUCGAGGUGGAAGUGCCUUUUGAGCUUCAUCGUUACAUCAUCGGGCAGAAAGGAAGCGGAAUUCGCAAGAUGAUGGACGAAUUUGAGGUUAAUAUUCAAGUGCCUGCUCCUGAGCAGCAGUCCGAUAAAAUCGCCAUCACCGGCUUGGCCAACCACCUGGAGCGCGCCAAAGAGGGACUGUUGGAGCGCGUAAAGGAGCUGCAGGUCGAGCAGGAGGAUCGGGCACUCAGGAGCUUCAAACUGACCAUCACUGUGGACCCCAAAUAUCACCCCAAGAUCAUCGGUCGCAAGGGUGCCAUUAUUACCAACAUCCGCACAUUGCACGAUGUGAACAUCCAGUUUCCGGAAAAGAAUGAUGAAAACCAGGACCAGAUUACCAUUACAGGGUAUGAGCACAAAGCCAUAGCUGCUGGCGAUGCCAUCCAGGCCAUCGUGGAGGAGUUGGAAGAGAUGAUCUCUGAGGACAUCACUUUGGACAGCAGGGUUCAUGCACGCAUCAUUGGCGCACGCGGAAAGGGCAUUCGCCGCAUUAUGGAUGAGUUCAAGGUUGAUCUCAGGUUUCCUCAGAGCGGAGCCGCCGACCCCAACCUGGUGACUGUCACGGGUCGCCCUGAGCUAGUGGACGAAGCCAUCGACCACCUUCUUAAUCUCGAGGAAGAAUUUCUGGCAGACGUGGUGGAGAAUGAGGCAAAAAUGGCAUACAUGAGACCCUCGGGGGGCAGCCAUGCGUCCACUGACGAAAGUCGUGGACCCUCUAAAGGCUUCGUAGUGCGAGAGGCUCCGUGGACCACCGGUAACGAGAAGGCUCCUGACAUGAGCAGCUCUGAGGACUUCCCCAGCUUUGGCGCCCCAGUGUCUGCUGCCAAGGCUUCACCCUGGGGGCCCAAACGCUUUUAAAGGAAAAAGUCUUCUACCAGACACAAUCUCUCCCCCACCCCCCUCAUCCUGAAACCGGAUCGCUGACCCCUUCAAAAUCCUUCAAUUCUCAUUCACCCGUCAGUAAGAGGGGAAAAGAAAGAGAAGCCUGGUAUUUUGUUUUGUCAUAUUUUGGUAGAGCUGCCCUUUUAAUCCAGAGUUGCCUUGGCAAGUUUUGGGAGGGGGGCAGCUCUAUUUGUGCCCCCCGUACACUUGCUUUCAAGUAUUUGUCAUUUGUGCGUCCAUUUGCUCGUGACACCUUGUCGCCUUAUUGUUCACGUUGACGCAAAACUGCCAGAUGCUCGGAGAUGAUGCAAAAUCCUUUAAACCAAAAAAAAAAAAAAAAAAAACCUGAAAACACUAGUACCACACCUCUGGCACAUUGAACCUCACACACUUAAAAAAAAAAUACUAAAAUGAAAUGAAAUAAAAAAUGAAUAAAUAAAAACAAGCCUCAUGUCAACUGUCAUCUCGUCCACAUUUUGGGGGUCAGUGCCCAGUCCCAUUUGUCUUCCAGUUGCAAGGCAGAGUUUCUGUUCAACAGCAAUGACCCUUUUUUUCUUUUUUUUUUUUUUUUUUUUUUAAA